Messenger RNA from Bombina bombina (fire-bellied toad), 1143 nucleotides. RefSeq lists its product as uncharacterized. The transcript is spliced from 14 exons. Bases 13 to 849 code for a protein of 278 amino acids. NCBI's taxonomy places the organism in Eukaryota, Metazoa, Chordata, Amphibia, Anura, Bombinatoridae. The record is from RefSeq and is a predicted model, not a curated record.
UCUCAGUGAACCAUGAAGCCCCUAAGAGCUGCUCUGCUGUUUGUAACUGCAAUAAAUCUAUUCCCAGGUUCAAAUGUUUCUGAACUAAAAAACGCAACCGUACAAUCUACAGCAGGUACAAAGGGAACUGACGCACCAAUAAGUACAUCUGUACAGUCUAUAGCUGGCACAAACUUACAACCUUCGACCACUGCAAAGGAUGAUACAGAACCUAAAGCUACAGGCACAACGUUACAACCUUCUACCAAUGCAACGGAUGACCAAAGGAAAAUUACAGAAUCUGCAGACAAAAUGUUACCAACUUCUAUCAAUGCAAUUGAUGUCAAUAAAUCUCAAGCGAAUGAGCAAGGCAAAACACAGAGUGCUACACAGAGUAGUAUGCAGACUGCAAAAACAACGUUUGAUGUCAAUAAAUCACCAGCGAAUGAGCAAGGCAUAACACAGAGUACUACACAAAGUAGGAAAACACAGUUCAAUGUUUCUAAAAUGGAUACCGAAGAUAGCUCCCACAGCGAUGCAGCACCUACACCUGAUCUAAAUCUAAAAGAUGUUACAUUGGAACCCAAAAACAAUGAUAAUAAUGUGGCGAAUGAUAAUUACUUGCGAAGUAAAAAAGGAAUUGUGACGGUUGUGUGUAUUCUCCUGGCUGUAAUCAUUUCUAUAGUAAUUGCUGUAUUUCUCUACAAGAUAUGCCAGAGAAAGACCCCAGUUGUAGAGCAAGCUGGAACAAAAACAUCUGCCCAAAACAAGGAAAAUGUUAAACUGAUUUCAGUAAGAACAUCAGCUACUGAUUCCGAUUUAAAAAGAACCUCACACUCCCUGCAAGCGGACAUGUUUGCUGAAUGCUGAAGACUGAAGUAAACCCACACGUGCUACUGCAGCUGGUUACAGGACAUUUCAGUGUCUUCAAUAUACUCCUGAACAAUUCUUAUUUGUAUGAGAUACAUAACACAAUUCCCUAUGUUUUAUUGAACAGUUUCUAAAUGGUCAAUAGUUAACCAACUUAAGGAUAGGGUGAACCUAACCACAUUUGCUGGUUUGAUUUUAUGACUAGUUUCAAGGUGUUUUUUUUAUAAACUGUAAAUAACAUUACCUUAGAUUUGUUUUAUAUUGAAAGUAAAUAAAGAUAUUGAUGAGCUGAAA